This is a messenger RNA of Physella acuta, 3888 nucleotides long. RefSeq lists its product as uncharacterized. Gene Ontology annotation, cellular component: plasma membrane. Gene Ontology annotation, molecular function: zinc ion transmembrane transporter activity. NCBI's taxonomy places the organism in Eukaryota, Metazoa, Mollusca, Gastropoda, Physidae. Gene Ontology annotation, biological process: response to zinc ion; zinc ion transmembrane transport. The record is from RefSeq and is a predicted model, not a curated record.
UUAAAUAAAUAAUCAAGCUUGGGUGAUUCUGGUUUUCGUUUGCAUCAAAAGUAAAAAUAGCUUUUGUCACGUGACAUGUCGCCAAAAUGGAUGUUAGCAAAAUCAGUAAAGUAGACCAGGUCCAGGGAUAUGAUAAUGAUGUGCACGGAAAAAUAAACAAAAAUCAAAAAGAUGUAUCAAAUUCAAAACAAAAUAAAUGUGAAAAUAUAAGCGAUGGAGAUAGUGAUGAGUCUCUCCUUGAUCUUAGUGACUCUGGAGUAGGAGAUAAAGUACUGCUGAAUUUGUCGGGUGUAACUACUGCGGAACCUAGAUCUAUCAAUAACGCGGGUAACAUACCCACUGCUUCCUUGUCAACAUCAGCAGCUGUGCGCGAGGAAGAGCAUUUAUUCAAUAUUACCAGCAUAUCAAAGCCCAAGCUAUCACUUCAGUCUGAGAAUUGGACUAAGUCAAGUAACGUAGUAGGGUCGACUGGUUGUGACUCCGACGGGGCUGAGAGCCAGACGUCGCAGGCAGAAGCUUAUCUCAAGGACAUUAUAGCCGGAUCUAGCCAGUUCUCGACGGCUGUUCCUGGUCAGCUGUCACCAGCUGCCCCUGGUCAGUUAUCACCAGCUGCCUCUGGUCAGUCCUCGUCAACUGUUCCUGGUCAGUCUUCGUCAGCUGCCCCUAGCCAGUUCUCACCAGCUGCCUCUGGUCAGUUCUCACCAGCUGCAUCUGGUCAGUUCUCGCCCAGACGACUCAACCCAUUCGACUUCCCCAGCUCGUACGUCGCCCAGCAGCCGCAGGACGAUCGAUCACGUGACUUUGACCAGCUCAGUUUCGGCGACCCCACGUUCAUCAGCAGCUAUUUCCAGACGCCUGGCGCGGUCACUGCUUCUCCCUUGACCGGCGCUCCCCCCAGACAAACAAACGCCCCCCAUCAGAACCCCGCGGCGCUUCUGGCCCCGGCUGUGCCGGACACCAAAGGACCGAGCUCCAGCAGCCCAGCAUCUGUCCCUCGGGCUCCACUCUAUGGGGGCGAGAAGAACCUCAGCCCACCCGGUCCUGGUGAAAUCCCCGGAUGUAGCGCUGAAAGCCAGCGUAACAGUUUAAUCAUACCAGUGGUCCAUCGCGAUUUUAUACUCGAAGACUACACGUCGGCUCACAAACCUGCUGGAGAGGCACGUUCAGCCGACGCCGUCCCGCCCACAACCGCCGACACUCAGGUCUACACAAACAGACACGGACUACCCAGCAUGACAGAACGUACCUCCGGUUUGCGAUUGGUAGACACGCGGAACUCAGCCAUCGUGGAUUUAUCAAGGACGCGCAUCUCAACCGACGGCUACCCGAGUGCUAAUGCCGAUGCUCGACGCGAGGAGGACGACGAAGAAGAAAACGAGGAAGAAGAUUCACCGCUGUUGGAUAAUAUGAACUCACGCCGCGCGGCUGGCCGCUCUAGCGUGCCGCGCCGCGCGGCGGUUGGACCGUUCGUCAAUUUCGCUGGGCCAGACCGGGGUCUCACAUCCAGCGAGACCGCUUCCCCGAGCAUGACCAAAUCCUACACGGAGCGGGACUGCUUGACGGCGAGCGGCCCGGACUCGGCGUCCAACGGGUCCGUUGUGGGCAGGCACGGGGUCAAGCCCCAAGCGGCCAGUACUCUCUGGCUGAGGAAUUCCUACGGCGAGUACAGUCCCUUGGCCGAGGCCGGCGCGAGUGACCGGGCCUUGACGUGGCGUCAUUGCCACAAGAAACGGCCAGCGCUGACGGAUAAACUAGCGCUGCGUCAGCUGGUGUCCGUGGUUGUGUUGUGUGUCCUCUUCAUGACCGGCGAGGCUAUAGGCGGCGCCUUGUCCAACAGCCUGGCCUUGUUUACGGAUGUCCUUCACCUUGGCAGUGACCUUGUGAGCUUCAUCAUUAGCCUGAUUGCCAUGUGGCUCUCCAACAAGCCGGCAACAAAAAGGAUGUCCUUUGGCUACCACAGGGCUGAGGUGAUGGGUGCGCUGUUGAGUGUGUUCCUGAUCUGGUUGGUCAGUGGUGUGUUGUGCUACAUCGCUGUAGAGAGGAUCAUGCAGGGGCACUACAUGGACGUCAAGCCUGAUGAGAUGUUGAUUACGGCCUCGUUAGGCGUGCUGUUUAAUUUUAUAAUGGGGUUUGUCCUUCACUCAGAGGUCUGCUGCGGCAAAGCUCACAGCCAUAAUAAAUUUGGCCAUGGCCAUUCUCAUGGGGGCGGCCACGGCCAUGGCCACUCCCACAGCCCCUACCCCAAGGAACUGCUGGACGUUCCAAGUUCCGCCCCCGUAGAGGAGGAAGCUCCUAGCAACAGUGGUAGAUACCAGCGGUUGCCGCCAGACAGUGAGUUUGAUGCGUCGGGGCAGGCAAUGAGGGAUGUCAGCUCACAAGAGUUAGGUAAUUGUUGCUGCUGGUUUUGUGGUCGUAGAUGUCAGCUCACAAGAGUAAUUGUUGAUGUUUGUUGUGAUGGUAGAGGAUGUGUGAGGGAUGUCACAUCACAAGAGUUAGAAACCAGCCGAGAUGUGAGUGAUGAGGAAGCCCUACACAAGCACAAGAACAUCAACGUGAGGGCGGCCUUCAUCCAUGUUGUAGGUGACAUCAUACAGAGCCUGGGUGUCCUUGUGGCGGCUCUGAUCAUCAAGUUUACUCAUGAUGAUAAAUUUCGACUUGCCGACCCCAUUUGUACCUUCCUGUUUUCUGUUCUUGUUCUCAUCACCACCUUCACAGUACUGAGGGAUGCCUUGCUGGUUGUUAUGGAAGGUGUGCCCAGAGAUUUAUCAUACGAAUCACUGAAGCGUGAACUAGCUGCCAUAGAUGGCGUGGUGGCUGUCCAUAGCCUCCAUAUAUGGGCAUUGACCUUAGACAGGAACUCAUUAUCUGUUCAUCUGGCUGUUGAAAACCCAAACCUCCACAGUCAGGUUCUGGCUGCAGCCACCAAGCUGGUCCAGGACAAUCAUCACUUCAUCCACUCCACCAUCCAGGUGGAGCUGUAUGACGAGGUCACUACUAGGGAUUGUGGGGAAUGCCAGGCACUUGUGUAACUGUGAGGUCACCACUAGGGAUUGCAGGGAAUGCCAGGCACUUGUGUAACUGUGAGGUCACCACUAGGGAUUGCAGGGAAUGCCAGGCACUUGUGUAACUGUGAGGUCACUACUAGGGAUUGUGGGGAAUGCCAGGCACUUGUGUAACUGUGAGGUCACCACUAGGGAUUGCAGGGAAUGCCAGGCACUUGUGUAACUGUGAGGUCACUACUAGGGAUUGUGGGGAAUGCCAGGCACUUGUGUAACUGUGAGGUCACCACUAGGGAUUGUGGGGAAUGUCAGGCACUUGUGUAACUGUGAGGUCACUACUAGGGAUUGUGGGGAAUGUCAGGCACUUGUGUAACUGUGAGGUCACCACUAGGGAUUGCGGGGAAUGCCAGACACUUGUGUAACUGUUGUAUGAUAAGGUCACCUAAAGAGAUUGUUGUCCUGUCUAGAGUUCAUUCAACUAUUCUACAGCUGUUUUCACACGUAAAGGGAUGUUGAAUUGUUUUUAUGUAGUGCCUUCCUCUAUCAUCACCAAAAGAUAAAACAGAUAUUUUUUUUGUAAAUGUUAAACCAUAAUAAUAAAUUAUUAUACAGACUUUUAUUAAUUAGUGUAAUUAAAAUAAAAAAUCUAUUUUAAAAAACUUUUAAAUGUACAAAUUAGAAAAUAGCAAUGACACACAGUUUACUACUUCAUUGCCUUCAAGUAAUGCAGAUUUUUUUUCUAAAUAAACUAAUAGACUUGUAAUAAGUGUAAAUAUAAGAAGAUAUUAAACUAAAUUAAAAACCUAUUGUAUGUACAUAGAAUGAAAUGGCAAAUUUAAUAUUUUGCUAUCCCAUAACAUGUUGGCAUAAAAUGCAAUCUUAAACUUAA